AUGUUCCCCACAACCUUGUUGACCACUCUUCUCCUUGCCUUCUCCGUCGCAGCGAACCCCGUCGUCAUCGACAGGUCUCCUGUUACCUUGCAUCUAUCUCGUCGGGUGAAUGUGACAAGCAUUCACAACCUCCUUCGCCAUGAUCAGGUUCGUGCCAAAGCCCUCAAGGCAAAAGGCGCUGCCAAGGCAGCCGGAGUCCCUCUCGACACCCGCGCCAUCAUCAACGAGCAGGUCGAUAACCAGGCCGUCACAUACGUCGCGUCUGUUGGCGUUGGAAGCCCUGCUACUACUUACUCUCUGCUCAUCGAUACCGGAAGCUCGAAUACAUGGGUUGGAGCCGGCAAGGCUUACGUUCGGACAAGCACCAGCACUCAGACUAGAAACCGCGUGUCCGUUACCUACGGGUCCGGUUCUUUUUCCGGCACCGAAUUCACUGACCGGGUCACUCUCGCCGCUGGGCUUGUCAUUCCCCAGCAGUCAAUCGGUGUUGCUUCAAGAUCUUCAGGAUUCGACAGUGUCGAUGGCAUUCUAGGGAUUGGCCCAGUUGACCUCACGGAGGGAACUCUGUCGCCUGCGACAAAUUCCAUCGUCCCUACGGUCACCGACAAUCUAUUCUCUCAGGGUACCAUCACCAACAACGAGAUAGGGAUUUCCUUCGAGCCGACUACGACUCUGGAGGCGUUGAACGGAGAGCUAACCUGGGGUGGAACCGACAGCUCCAAGUUCACCGGUUCUAUCACCUUCAUUCCGGUCACCAACACUGAACCUGCAAGUUUCUUCUGGGGUAUCAAUCAAUCUAUUCGCUACGGAACCUCCACAAACAUUCUUUCUACCACCGCUGGCAUCGUCGAUACAGGAACGACGCUUAUCCUUCUUGCGACCGAUGCAUUCAACAAGUAUAGAACAGCAACUGGUGCUGUCGUAGAUAACACAGUUGGCCUUCUCCGCAUUACAACCGCCCAAUUUGCCAAUCUCCAGAGUCUGUUCUUUACGACUGGUGGCAGGUCCUUCGAGCUAACUGCAAACGCUCAAAUUUGGCCCCGUUCUCUCAACACUGCCAUUGGUGGGACAGCGAACUCUGUAUACAUCAUCGUCGCCGAUCUCGGAUCGAUCUCUGGAGAAGGCCUCGACUUUAUCAAUGGCUAUACCUUCCUCGAGCGCUUCUAUUCCGUUUUCGAUACCGCUAACAACCGUGUUGGUUUCGCCACCACACCUUUUACCACUGCGACCACAAACUGA
Messenger RNA from Cyclocybe aegerita, 1239 nucleotides. Lineage: Eukaryota; Fungi; Basidiomycota; Agaricomycetes; Agaricales; Hemipholiotaceae. The record is from the annotation of a GenBank genome assembly.